AUGGAAAUGCAACACUCGAAGAUGAUGGCCGUCAGAUAUGGCUACACGCCAGCCCUCAACGAUUACAUUUCACGAAUGGAACGUGCUCAAAACAUGUACGAUGCACAAGUCACGUCGUCCGCAAUCUUGCAAAUCGUAGCCAAGAUGGCCACUGCAAGCCGACCCCAAAGCCACUGCGGUAUUCCCAACACUAUCUCCAACAAAAAUCUCGGGAAAGGGCCUAGUGAUCAGCUGAAAUCUUUUCAAAGGCAGACAUCUGUUCGCUUCGCUGAAGUCAGUGAAGUCUGCUUUUUCGACAAAGAAGCCGCUCCCAAAGAUAGCGGAAAGGUUUCUUUUGGAAUGUCAAACGUUGGGGACGAUGGCACCGGGAGUAAGGCCUGGCGCAAAAAGGUGCAGAAACUCAAGGAGAACAUCAAGUGCCGUGAACAUGGCUUGAAGAAGGCCAGAGCCAGAACAUAUUGUUCUUGUGUCAUCCAUUUUGCCUAUGAGGAGGCUUCAAGGAGAUCAUCAGGGUCUAUGAAGAGUAAGGAUGAUGCGCCUCAACCGACGAUCUGCCCUAACAGCAAUGAACUGGCGUCAGAAUCGAGUCUGGACUCUUCGGUUCCCCGCCACCGGCCAGUUGCAGAGGUGUACCUCCAGGCCAUGCGCGAGGUCUACGACAUCAUGGCGGAAUUCGAGCGAAAGUAUGCCGGAAUCUUCAAACACAUCGAGAGGAUGCGGAGUUUGAGCCAGACUGCUAUUAAGCACAUUCAGGAGAUCUUUCCAAUGAGGAGUAAACGGUGGAGGGAUUUCUACGCUGAGACGGAAGACAGCGCUGAUGACGUUGCUGACGGCAUAACCACAGGCAGUGUGUCACCGAAGCCGGUCCGGGAAUACAAAGUUUGGAGCAGCUGUGCCCAGGGCUGGCAAUUCGACAAGGUCAUCAAAGCGAUAAACGAGUACAAGACGUUUCUAGAGGAUGUCGGACGGCAGGCCAAGCAAGAUGCACAGGCUGACGGAGGGAAGAACAUCGACGAAGAACAGGAUCACAACAUAGGCUUAGCAGCGUGUGCCGAAGCAAGAUGGAGCUUUGGCCGACAACAUCCUUUGCGGUCGUUCGUGAGGAAGUCAAGUCCUUUGGCAACCUGCCAAGGUACUUGA
Molecule: messenger RNA, 1140 nt
Organism: Exophiala viscosa
Lineage: Eukaryota; Fungi; Ascomycota; Eurotiomycetes; Chaetothyriales; Herpotrichiellaceae
Exons: 2
Coding region: 1-1140 (379 amino acids)
Source: RefSeq, a predicted model, not a curated record